AUGGAGAACGUACUGGACGAUAUUUCGCACCGGAGAUACAACCCUCUCCGGGGAUCCUCCAUCUUGGUCUCUCCCCACCGCACCAAGCGUCCCUGGCAAGGAGCGCAGGAAAGCGCCUCCAAGACCACUCUCCCAGCCCACGAUCCCGAAUGUUACCUGUGUCCCGGAAACAAGCGCGCGCAGGGCGACACCAACCCCAACUAUGACAGCACCUUUGUGUUUGUGAACGACUACAGCGCCGUGAAGGAAGAGCAAGCGCACUACGAGCCUUCCAACGAAGAUGAGUUGGAAUCGCGCUUCCUCAAAGCCGAACCCGUAACUGGAAAAUGCUACGUCCUGACCUUCUCAUCUGCUCACAACCUCACCCUUGCGGAUCUGAGCCCUCGCGAGAUCAUUCCCGUGAUCGACGCCUGGACAGAGAUCUACACAGCCCAUCUCUCGCCCACCUCCCCACUCGCCCAGAUCGCCCCCGCAACAACCCUGCCCCCAUCUACAAACACCACCAAACCCAAGGAGCAGUACAGGUACAUGCAGAUCUUCGAAAACAAAGGCGCAGCCAUGGGAUGCUCCAACCCCCACCCCCACGGCCAAGUCUGGACCACCAGCUCCAUGCCCGAAGAGCCAGCCGCCGAAAUGGACCAGCUACGCAAGUACCGACAGCAGCACGGCGGCAGCCACCUUCUAGAAGACUACGCCACUCUGGAAAGCCGCAAGCAGGAGCGCGUGGUUUUCGAGAACGAAGCCUUCCUAGUCGUCUGUCCGUGGUGGGCGACCUGGCCCUUCGAAACAAUGAUCGUCAGUCGCACGCACAAGCGCGCGCUCGUCGAUCUCUCAGAUGCGGAUAAGAUGCUCCUUGCCGAAGCUAUUGCGGAGAUUACUCGUCGCUACGAUAAUCUCUUCGAAACGCAUUUCCCUUACAGUAUGGGUAUUCACCAGGCGCCGUUGGAUGGCACUGCGGAGGAGAUCGAGGCUUCGUACUUGCAUUUGCACUUCUACCCGCCUUUGCUGCGUAGUGCGACUGUGCGCAAGUUCUUGGUUGGGUAUGAGUUGAUGGCGGAGCCUCAGCGUGAUAUCACGCCUGAGCAGGCUGCUGCUAAGCUGCGCGCUUGUGGUGGUGAGCUCUACAGGAAGAAGUUGGAUUCUUGA
This is a messenger RNA of Penicillium olsonii, 1146 nucleotides long. Lineage: Eukaryota; Fungi; Ascomycota; Eurotiomycetes; Eurotiales; Aspergillaceae. The record is from the annotation of a GenBank genome assembly.